UCAUCCUCUUUCACUGUGGGGAGAGAGAGCGAGAGAGAGAGAGAAGAAGAAUACGCAGAAUCCGUCCAAUUUAGGGUUAGGGCAGUCCGUAAUCUUGAAACCUGGUCCCGGUUUCUGAUCUGUUUUCCGGAUCGGAAGACACGAAGAGGGCGGACAAGAAGUUGCGAAAAUGGGCGCUAAUUCGCUUCCGACGGAAUCAACCCUCGAUCUGGAUGAGCAGAUCUCGCAGCUCAUGCAGUGCAAGCCCCUCUCGGAGCAACAGGUCAGAGCACUAUGCGAGAAAGCAAAGGAGAUCUUGAUGGAAGAAAGCAACGUACAGCCUGUGAAAAGCCCUGUCACAAUCUGUGGUGACAUUCAUGGACAGUUCCAUGAUCUUGCAGAGCUUUUCCGUAUAGGGGGACAGUGUCCAGAUACCAAUUAUCUGUUUAUGGGAGACUAUGUGGACCGUGGAUAUUAUUCUGUUGAAACUGUUACGCUGUUAGUUUCCUUGAAAGUACGGUACCCUCAGCGAAUUACUAUUCUCCGAGGAAACCAUGAAAGUCGUCAGAUCACUCAAGUUUAUGGAUUCUAUGACGAAUGCCUGCGGAAGUACGGCAAUGCCAAUGUAUGGAAAAUCUUCACAGACCUCUUUGACUAUUUUCCGCUGACAGCCUUGGUUGAAUCCGAAAUAUUCUGUCUUCAUGGUGGAUUGUCCCCAUCUAUUGAAACCCUUGACAACAUAAGGAAUUUUGACAGAGUGCAAGAAGUUCCGCAUGAAGGACCCAUGUGUGAUUUGUUAUGGUCUGACCCUGAUGACCGAUGUGGUUGGGGGAUCUCACCUCGUGGUGCUGGAUAUACUUUUGGUCAGGACAUAUCUGAACAAUUCAAUCACGCUAACAGCUUAAAACUCAUUGCCCGAGCCCAUCAGCUGGUUAUGGAUGGAUUCAACUGGGCACAUGAGCAAAAGGUGGUAACUAUAUUCAGUGCACCGAACUACUGCUAUCGGUGUGGAAACAUGGCAUCGAUUCUUGAGGUCGAUGACUGCAGGGGCCACACGUUCAUCCAGUUUGAACCAGCACCGAGGAGAGGAGAACCAGAUGUUACUCGAAGGACCCCUGACUACUUCCUGUGACUCUCCCCGCCGUAAAGACCCUCUCUCCCCGCAAGUUCGGCUCUACGCAAUUGUGUUCAGUGGUUGCUUCUUUUGUUUUGUUUUUUAAAUCGAUUUUUAGUGUCCUGCCCGGAAUAGUGUAUUAUUGUAGGCGAGGAGGACACUCUUCCUUUGUCCUACUUUGUAGGCAAACGUAUCAUUCCCACCAUCCAUCCCCUCAACCCCAAUGAGGAUGAAGAAGACGAAGAAGAGAAAAUGGUAGCAAAGGAGAGAGAGUUGAAAUGAAACACCUAUGAGAUUGUUUGGCUGCUCAGACUCGUGUCUUUACUUGCGAGAUAUUCUAAUUUUAUUUUCACGUUGCUUCUUCCCC
Messenger RNA from Tarenaya hassleriana, 1460 nucleotides. Its product is annotated as serine/threonine-protein phosphatase PP2A-3 catalytic subunit. Gene Ontology annotation, molecular function: protein serine/threonine phosphatase activity. Lineage: Eukaryota; Viridiplantae; Streptophyta; Magnoliopsida; Brassicales; Cleomaceae. The record is from RefSeq and is a predicted model, not a curated record. Gene Ontology annotation, cellular component: cytosol. The transcript has 11 exons. Bases 170 to 1111 code for a protein of 313 amino acids. Gene Ontology annotation, biological process: mitotic cell cycle; peptidyl-serine dephosphorylation.